GGAGGAGGAGGAGGAGGAGGAGGUGGCGCGGCUGGAGGUGCUGCCGACAGAGAAGCAGCAAUACGGGUAUCGGAGGGAGGGUAAAAGCCCAGAGGAGCCGUGGAAGAGCUGGGAAGGGAGAGCAAGGCAACAGCAGCAGCGGAGGCUCGCCUUCUGCUCCAGGCAGCAACAUCAGCCAGGCGCGCUGCCCGCUCCUCCUUCCGUGCCUGGGCUCCUCUGUCCGGGGGUCUCGGCGUGGCGGAGAGGGGCGGCGUGGGGCCAGGCACACGCUCCAGGACCCGCCCCCGCUGCUGCCACCCCCGCUGCCUGGAUGCCCGAGGCGCCUGGGGAGCCGGCGGCACUCCGCAGCUGGAGGAGGAGGAUUGCGAGGAGGGAGCGGCGCCCUGGCCAUGGCUUCCAACUUUAACGACAUCGUCAAGCAGGGCUACGUGAAAAUCCGCAGCAGGAAGCUGGGGAUUUUCAGAAGAUGUUGGCUAGUUUUCAAGAAAGCUUCUAGUAAAGGACCCAGAAGGCUAGAAAAAUUUCCAGAUGAGAAGGCAGCAUAUUUCAGAAAUUUUCACAAGGUAACUGAGCUGCACAACAUCAAAAACAUAACCAGACUGCCUCGAGAGACAAAGAAGCAUGCAGUGGCAAUUAUCUUUCAUGAUGAGACGUCAAAGACAUUUGCCUGUGAGUCAGAGCUUGAAGCAGAAGAAUGGUGCAAACAUCUUUGUAUAGAAUGUCUGGGUACCAGACUUAAUGACAUAAGCCUUGGGGAGCCUGAUCUACUUGCUGCAGGAGUUCAGAGAGAGCAAAAUGAGCGCUUCAAUGUAUACCUUAUGCCUACACCAAAUUUAGAUAUCUACGGGGAAUGUACAAUGCAGAUCACACAUGAAAACAUCUAUCUCUGGGAUAUCCACAACGCCAAGGUGAAACUUGUAAUGUGGCCUCUAAGUUCCCUGAGAAGAUAUGGCCGUGAUUCAACAUGGUUCACUUUUGAAUCUGGAAGGAUGUGUGACACAGGAGAAGGGCUAUUUACCUUUCAAACAAGGGAAGGCGAGAUGAUCUAUCAGAAGGUUCAUUCUGCAACAUUGGCAAUAGCUGAGCAACACGAAAGACUGAUGAUGGAGAUGGAACAAAAAGCACGGCUCCAGACCAGUUUGACUGAGCCAAUGACAUUACCCAAGUCAAUUUCACUUCCUCGCAGUGCAUACUGGCAUCACAUCACUCGGCAGAAUAGCGCAGGAGAAAUCUACAGUUUACAAGGUCAUAGCCUCAGCUCCACAAAGGUGACUCGUGCACAGACAUUUCCCAGCUACACCUCAGAGCAGGAUGAGGAGCAUGAGCCACACCUGUCACUGUCUAGCAGCUAUGGAUUCAGCUACAGUUCAGGACUCAUCCAAUGACACACACCUUGUGUCAGACCAGAGAGACAGUCUAGUGUGGAAGCUGUCUGCAGGCCCUGGAACACUGCUUGGUUUUUUUCCUAGGUGUCCAUGGAUGACAAUCUGUAGCGGAAAAUGAGGACAUAACGUCUCAAGCCUGGUGACAGUGAAGCUGAAAGCUUGGAUCGCUGCUUCCCUGAGGCAGAAUCUAAGUCUUUUAUUUAUUUAAACUUUAUAUUUGUUUUUGUCCAUGUGUUUGGGUUGAAUUUUGAUUUUGUUUAAAAGGAGAAGAAAUAAUCCUCUUUGAAAUCUUGAUGGUGUGCAGUUCAGGUUUCUGCAUGACUGCAAGACUACCUGCUCUGAAGAAGUUUACAUUUGCAGUGUGAGGUUUUUGCUAGCCAGUCAACCCUGUUGUCAAUGUUUGCUCAUCCACCAUGGCCACUUUUAUGUCCUAAGCAUCAGGAUAUCUGCUGGGUCAUUUUUACCCAAUGAACAAAAAUGUCAUACAAACACUUUAAAAGGAAUGAUGCAACCCACCCAACAAUUAUGCAGAAUCCUGUCCCAUUGUCCUCAAUGGGAUUUAUGCAUAAGUAACUUUAGGUCUGUAGCCUAAAGUUACAAUUCUGAGAAGGAGCCAGGGACUCUGAAUCAGAUUCUUAUAACUGCAACUAAUACACAAAAUUGAUAACUAGAUUCUAUCCAUGGAAUGGCAUCACGAUGCUUAGUAGCCUUUCAGAAAAUAGAAUGUGUUGUGUAUUAAGAGGCCAUUACCUAGAAUAUUUUCCACACAUAAUUUUUAUACCUAGAUUCUGCUCUUACCUAUGUAUGUUCCUAUCCUAAUUAUCCACAGCUUUCCACUGGGAACAGUGAUUAUAGAUGUCAGGGGAAGACUGUCAUAAAGCAUUGACAGGUUCUUCCCACUGUAGAUAUUUAAAUAGUGAAGUCUGAAUUUACAUUCAGUAUUCUCUUAACUCUGUAUACUGUGCAGGUGAGAACUGAAACCACAUCACUGGAGGCCAGCUCCAUGUCCCAUAGUUUUAUAGGGCAAGAUGCUUGACUAGUAUAAAGAUAGAUAUAAUUAAAUUCAGUUCUUAUUAAUGAAAUCUCGUAACUAACAACAUGUAUGUGCUCUCUUUUUUGUUUGGCAUUUUUGUUGUUGUUAUUCUCACUUCCUUCUCCUAUUGUCUAGUGCAUCUAUUCCCUGGACCUUAUGUACAUCCAUAGAUGAGUCAGGACGAAAUUUCACAGCUUCUUUGUAUUGUUGCCAUAUUGACUUUUUUUUAAUGGUCCCCUUACAGUGGACAACUGCAUGCAACUGGGUUGUGUGAUGCUAAUUUCUAAGUUAUAUUAAAUUUCUAUUGACCUGC
Messenger RNA from Anolis carolinensis (green anole), 2731 nucleotides. RefSeq names its product docking protein 6 (gene dok6). Gene Ontology annotation, cellular component: cytoplasm. The transcript is spliced from 8 exons. The record is from RefSeq and is a predicted model, not a curated record. Gene Ontology annotation, biological process: positive regulation of MAPK cascade; cell surface receptor protein tyrosine kinase signaling pathway; Ras protein signal transduction. Bases 390 to 1385 code for a protein of 331 amino acids. NCBI's taxonomy places the organism in Eukaryota, Metazoa, Chordata, Lepidosauria, Squamata, Anolidae.